AAAAGCGCCGUAUCGGGUAUCUAUAAACAAAAAGUCAACCAUGCUGAUCCCAAAGACAACAGCACUUUUGACCAGGUGUACUUCACGAACGACGCCCACUACAAAGCGGGUGGUCCCGUAUUUUUCUUGUUUGGCGGCGAGGGGGCAGCCAGCUCAGUUAGGUUGAGCAGCAUGACCAAUAUUGGGGACAACGCCAAGACGUACGGCGCUCUACUGGUCGAGUUGGAGCACCGGUUCUACGGGAAGUCCCAACCCUUCGCGGAGCUAACCGUCGAUAACCUGAAACACCUGAACAGCGAACAGGCCCUCAAAGACGCCGAUGAGUUCAUACAGUAUUUGCUGAAACAGAGGUCCAUUGAGAAUGCCAAGGUCAUUGUGUUCGGGGGCUCGUAUGCCGGUGCGUUGGCCGCUUGGUUCCGGGAGAAGUACCCGAAAACAGCUGCCGGUGCCAUAGCGUCCAGCGCUCCC
Molecule: messenger RNA, 468 nt
Organism: Oppiella nova
Lineage: Eukaryota; Metazoa; Arthropoda; Arachnida; Sarcoptiformes; Oppiidae
Source: the annotation of a GenBank genome assembly